AUGAGCCGCAUGAAGAACACUGCCCUCGCCCUUGUGGUAUGGCUCAUGCUGCUUGCACUCUUCAUCACAACGGCGACGGCCUCACUCCCUUUUCCUGAUCCUGAUACUGAUCAUGGAUGCAUUUCAUUUCAUUUCAGCAUGCCAAUGCUGCUGGCUGGUGCAGCAUCCGAAGGUGACCUGCGGCCAUGCCUGCUGCGGCGACAACUGUUGCCCGCCCACCCCACCACCGUCUGCCCGCUGAAUUUGAGGAAGAUCCUCAGGCCUGUGCCUGUUCAUAGAUCAUAA
This is a messenger RNA of Miscanthus lutarioriparius, 285 nucleotides long. The record is from the annotation of a GenBank genome assembly. NCBI's taxonomy places the organism in Eukaryota, Viridiplantae, Streptophyta, Magnoliopsida, Poales, Poaceae.